This is a messenger RNA of Beta vulgaris subsp. vulgaris (sugar beet), 2316 nucleotides long. Its product is annotated as AT-hook motif nuclear-localized protein 6. NCBI's taxonomy places the organism in Eukaryota, Viridiplantae, Streptophyta, Magnoliopsida, Caryophyllales, Amaranthaceae. The transcript has 5 exons. Gene Ontology annotation, molecular function: minor groove of adenine-thymine-rich DNA binding. Bases 902 to 1936 code for a protein of 344 amino acids. The record is from RefSeq and is a predicted model, not a curated record.
UUUAAUUUAUUAGUUGCCCACUUUUUUAAAAGAUGAAAAUUUUGAAAAAUAAAAUUUUAAUUAACUUCCAAAAAAUUUCUUUUUUUAUAUUUGAAACAAUUUUACUUUUUGGUAUACUCAUACCUGCUUUAUUAAAUUCCCUAGACGGACUUGAACCAUUUUCUUAACCAUAAUUAAAUCUUCGUUUUUUGUAAUUUAGAUGGGCCUAAUAUUUAAUUAAGUUUGAAAUUUUUUUAUUAUCUUCUGUAUUUGUUAAUAUUUUAAUUUUUCAAUUUGUGGAAAAAAAAUUUUGCUUCCCUUUUUCUUCUCUUUUUCUGCAAAACCCAGUUUCCAGAAAAAUACUAGUUGGUAGUUUUUCAGACACUCCGAAACUGGGUUAGGCGGUAUGUUGAAUUUUUUUUCUACAAAGUUAAGCUAAAAAUUUCCUAUUUUUGUUUUUAUUUUCUAUAUUUUGUUCAAAUGGUAACUAUAUUUUGGAAAAGUUUCUGAUUUUAGUGAUUUCUAGAUUCAAAAGGAAAGAUCUUUAAGUUUUGAUUUAUUUCUCUAAAUUUCUUGGUGUAUUAGGAAAUUUUCAGACAAGGUUUUGGCUUUUUUUAAAGCAGUUAGUGAGUUGGGUUUUCUGGGUUGGUUUCUUGUUGAUUGACUUGUUUUUGGGUUACUAAAGGAUUCUGAGUUUUGGGUUUUUUUUGUUUUACCUUCAUCACUGCUUGAUCAUUUUUCUUUUUUUUUUUGUGUGUUGUAAAUGCUGCUUUUCAGCUCAAUAUAUGCUCUUCUUCUUGUACUCUUCAAAUUUAAGAUAGUUUAGUAAGUUUUCUGGGUGUAUCAGAAUCUUAGGGUUUUAGGUUUUUGUCAAGGGCUUUAGAAUUUGUGUUGUUCCAUUGAAAGUUUUAAAGUUUAAUGCAUGGAGGCUUGUAAAGAGGAAAUAAGUUCUGGGAUAACAGUGAAAAGUGAUGAAGCAGUUCAGGGUUUCUGUCUGGCAUCUAGGGCUGAAAACCCUAUGAGUCAGCCAGGAGCUCCAACUAUGGCAGCUGCUGCUCCACCAGUUAAUAUGACAGGAGUACCUCCUUCUUCUGAUAUGAGGAAGAAGAGAGGUAGGCCUAGGAAGUAUGGCCCUGAUGGGGCUGUGGCGGCCGCAUUGUCGCCAAUGCCGAUUUCGGCUUCAAUUCCUCUCAGUGGAGACUUCUCAGGUUGGAAACAACCUAGGGGAAGGCCUUUUCAGACAGUAAAGAAGGCACAGAAAGUGGAGUUUGAGAGUCUAGGCGAUCGGCUUGCAUAUUUCGUUGGUGGAAAUUUCACUCCUCAUGUGAUCACUGUAAAUGCUGGGGAGGAUGUCGCGAUGAAGGUUCUAUCAUUUUCACAGCAGGAGUCUCGUGCUAUAUGUCUUCUCUCAGCAAGUGGUUCAAUCUCAAAUGUUACCCUUCGUCAGCCGAAUUCUUCUGGUGGCACUCUAACAUAUGAAGGCCGUUUCGAGAUACUUUCCUUGUCUGGUUCAUUUAUGCCUACUGACAAUGGUAUAGUGAAGAGUAGAUCUGGAGGCAUGAGUGUCUCACUAGCAGGUCCUGAUGGUCGUGUCUUAGGUGGUGGACUUGCUGGUUUACUUGUUGCUGCUAGUCCUGUGCAGGUGGUGCUGGGAAGUUUCUUGCCUGGCCAUGCUCAGGAGCAGAAGCCGAAGAAGCAGAGAAUGGAACCCGUAACCCCUGUUAUACCAGCGAUUGUCAACCAAGCGCCAGAAGGAAUUUAUGGAGGAGGGCAGAAGGUAAACUUCUCAUCCCCACCUCCGUCAUUCCAUACCGAAAAUUUGCCUUCUAUGAACUCUACCCAACAUGACCCAAUGAUGGACCUUGAAGCUGACAAUAACGUAUCAACCCCUGAAGGGGAUUCUGAUGAUUUUGAUGACGAUGACGACAGCCCUUCAAAUCUCGAGAUUUCUGGCUGAAAAUUUGACCUUAGUUUUCUUCUUCUCACAUCUGUAUUUGUAUUUCAAUCAAUAGUUGGUCCACAGAUUUACCUAGGACUGGUUUUCCUCACUUGUGGGGAAUGGCAGUAUGUCACAUGUAUCGUUACAAGUAGGUUUUAGUAUUAGCUUCGGCUUUUUAACACAGGACGUGCUCGUUUGUUAGGAUUAGUCAGGAUUUUAGUGUAGUUAGUACAGCUGGUGUUGCUGUUAAUUGUCUGGGUGCUCCGUUUGUCUUCCUGGCCUGGGUUCCUUUAGAAACUACAGAUGUAUGUCAUGUAUUCCUCAUUCUUCUGUCCAACUUUUGUGGAAUUAAAAUUAUGGUUUUGUAGCAAGAAAUUAUGCUGAGAUUUGUAUUGGAA